Molecule: messenger RNA, 1504 nt
Organism: Otolemur garnettii (small-eared galago)
Lineage: Eukaryota; Metazoa; Chordata; Mammalia; Primates; Galagidae
Product: kinesin-like protein KIF21A
Exons: 11
Coding region: 161-1504 (447 amino acids)
Biological process (GO): mitotic spindle organization; microtubule-based movement
Molecular function (GO): microtubule binding; ATP binding; microtubule motor activity
Source: RefSeq, a predicted model, not a curated record
UUUUUGAUAGCUCUAUAAUGAAGAGGUCCUUGACUUGUUUGACACCACCCGUGAUAUUGAUGCAAAAAAUAAAAAAUCAAAUAUAAGAAUUCAUGAAGACUCCACUGGAGGAAUUUAUACUGUGGGCGUCACAACACGUACUGUGAAUACAGAAUCAGAGAUGAUGCAGUGUUUGAAGUUGGGAGCUUUAUCCAGGACCACUGCUAGUACCCAGAUGAAUGUUCAGAGCUCUCGUUCACAUGCCAUUUUUACAAUUCAUGUGUGUCAAACCAGAGUGUGUCCCCAAAUAGACACUGAAAAUGGGACUGAUAAUAAGAUAAUUUCUGAAUCAUCACAAAUGAAUGAAUUUGAAACUCUGACUGCAAAGUUCCAUUUUGUUGACCUGGCAGGAUCAGAAAGACUGAAGCGUACUGGAGCUACAGGCGAGAGAGCCAAAGAAGGCAUUUCUAUCAACUGUGGACUUUUGGCACUUGGCAAUGUAAUAAGUGCCUUGGGAGACAAGAGCAAGAGGGCCACCCAUGUCCCCUACAGAGAUUCCAAGCUGACAAGACUGCUCCAGGAUUCCCUUGGGGGGAAUAGCCAAACAAUCAUGAUAGCAUGUGUCAGCCCUUCAGAUAGAGAUUUUAUGGAAACAUUAAACACCUUGAAAUAUGCUAAUCGAGCUAGAAAUAUCAAGAACAAGGUGAUGGUCAAUCAGGACAGAGCCAGCCAGCAAAUCAAUGCACUCCGCAGUGAGAUCACACGCCUUCAGAUGGAGCUCAUGGAGUAUAAAACGGGUAAAAGAAUAAUUGACGAGGAGGGUGUGGAAAGCAUCAACGACAUGUUUCAUGAGAAUGCUAUGCUGCAGACGGAGAAUAAUAACUUGCGUGUAAGAAUUAAAGCCAUGCAGGAGACGGUUGAUGCAUUGAGGACCAGAAUCACACAACUUGUUAGUGAUCAGGCCAACCAAGUUCUUGCCAGAGCAGGUGAAGGAAAUGAGGAGAUUAGUAAUAUGAUUCACAGUUACAUCAAAGAAAUCGAAGAUCUCAGGGCAAAAUUAUUAGAAAGUGAAGCAGUGAACGAGAACCUUCGGAAAAACUUGACAAGAGCCGCAGCAAGAUCGCCGUAUUUCGGCGGAUCAUCCACUUUCUCUCCUACUAUACUAUCCUCGGACAAAGAAACCAUCGAAAUUAUAGAUUUAGCCAAGAAAGAUUUAGAGAAGCUGAAGAGGAAAGAAAAGAAGAAGAAAAAAAGUGUGGCUGGUAAAGAGGAUAAUACAGACACUGACCAGGAGAAGAAAGAAGAAAAGGGUAUUUCAGAAAGAGAAAACAAUGAGUUAGAAAUAGAAGAGAAUCAAGAUGUGAGUGAUCAUGAGGAGGAGGAAGAGGAAGAGGAGGAGGAAGAAAAUGACCUGGAAGGGGGUGAAAGCUCUGAUGAAUCGGAUUCUGAAUCAGACGAAAAAGUUUUGUUUUAUCCAGGAGAUAUUUCUAAUAGCAGCCAACUGAAUAAAAAUACCUGGGUAUAG